Messenger RNA from Phytophthora nicotianae INRA-310, 1506 nucleotides. RefSeq lists its product as hypothetical. The coding region runs from base 1 to 1506 and encodes 501 amino acids. The transcript has 3 exons. Gene Ontology annotation, cellular component: membrane. The record is from RefSeq and is a predicted model, not a curated record. Gene Ontology annotation, molecular function: xenobiotic transmembrane transporter activity; antiporter activity. NCBI's taxonomy places the organism in Eukaryota, Oomycota, Peronosporomycetes, Peronosporales, Peronosporaceae. Gene Ontology annotation, biological process: xenobiotic detoxification by transmembrane export across the plasma membrane.
AUGGGCGAACAACUGCUUCCCAAGCACUCAUCUGGCAUCAAUGGGUCUCUUCGAGAGACCCAUUCUCUCCGAGACUCUCUGGUGGCCAUUGAAACACUUCAGAGUGGUGCGAGCAAUCCUGUAGAGCCGGAACCGAAGCGCAUAGAGGAAGCUCGCGAGCUUUUCAGGCUAAUCUUACCGGUGAUGGGAACCACGAUGCUCGAGUUCCUUCCUGGCUUCGUUUCCAUCUUGUUGGCUGGUAACAUAGGAGGAGCAAACUCGCAGCAUUACGUUGACGCAGCGGCAAUUUCCGUCAUGCUUUUGAACGUCACAGCACAAUCACUUGGACUGGGUCUUGCAUCCGCGCUAGAUACGCUUUGCUCUCAAGCCUAUGGCGCCAAACGGAUCGACAAGAUCGGAAUCUACUUCCAGACGGGGGUGGUGGUUCUCUCCAUCGCUCUCAUUCCCAUGCUCGUGGUCAACUCGUUCGCUGAACCUAUCCUCAAUUUGCUUGGUCAGCACACGAACGUCACAUACUUGACUCGCGACUUUUCUCGUCUGAUGCUUCCUGGACUGCCGUUCCUCUUCCUUUACGAGCUCGUGCGGAAGGUGAUGCAGUGUCAAAAUGUCGUCAAACCGCUAGUCGUCAUCGCAGUUAUCGGAAAUCUGGUCAACCUUGGUGCUGGUUAUGGACUUGCGUACCACACGUCGAUGGGAUUCAACGGUAUUGCUGUUGCUCGAUCGCUGGGCAAUAUCACACUCACGUUUCUGCUCGUACCGUACUUCAUGUGGCGGCCAAACCAACUUCGAGACUGGUGGGGCCACGGGUGGAAUAUCAAGGCCGCUAUGAACUAUGUGAACCUCUUCGUGCGAAUUGGUUGUCCGGGAAUGGUUAUGAUGGCUGUCGAAGUUUGGGCCUUCGAAAUCCUGGCAAUUCUCGCUGGUAAUCUACCAGACAGCGUCGUGGCCCUGUCAACGCAUGCUGUAUUAAUGAAUAUCACCGCCAUCGCCUAUACCGCCUUCAUGGGCGUCGCAGUUGCUGCCUGCAUUCGAGUGGGCAAUUGCUUGGGCGCUGAUCAACCAAAGAAGGCGAAGAUGGCUUGCUACUUGGCCCUAGCCAUCACCGUGGGGAUCUCCGCGGUGUUUGCAGUGCUUCUGUUCAGUCUUAACGACGCCAUUCCUCCCCUGUUUCUUAAUGAUGACGAGAGCAUUGAUCUAGCCUCCUACAUCAUGGUCUUCUGGUCGCCAUUCGUAAUCCCCGAUGGUCUCAACGCUGUCAUGCAAGGAGUCUUCAGAGGAGCUGGCAAGCAGAAACAGGCUGCCAUCACCAACGUGAUCGGGUACUAUGGCGUAGGUAUCCCGCUUGGAGCCAUCCUGGCGUUCACGGCUCACAUGGGUGUUGACGGUUUGUGGUGGGGAAUUGGCGUUGGCAUCGCAGCGACAUGGCUGUCGCUGACAUUUUUAAUGAUGACGUACUGGCGUUGGGACAAACUCGCAAUUGAAGCCCGUCAGCGUACCGCGCAGUAA